Molecule: messenger RNA, 2255 nt
Organism: Patiria miniata (bat star)
Lineage: Eukaryota; Metazoa; Echinodermata; Asteroidea; Valvatida; Asterinidae
Gene: sf3a3
Product: splicing factor 3A subunit 3-like
Exons: 15
Coding region: 145-1653 (502 amino acids)
Biological process (GO): mRNA splicing, via spliceosome
Cellular component (GO): spliceosomal complex; nucleus
Molecular function (GO): zinc ion binding; RNA binding
Source: RefSeq, a predicted model, not a curated record
UGAUGAUGACAGCAUGCAAAACGCACCGUGUACGUCUCUGAGCCGAAGUGGCAGAUGCAGAUUUUAAUCAUGAAAAAGUAAAGUAUUAUUUUUGGGGUUAUUUUACUGUAGAAGGAUAGAAGAAGAAGAAGAAAUCAGGGAAUCAUGGAGACCAUUUUGGAGCAACAGAGGCGGUUGCACGAGGAGAAAGAGCGGAUCGUUGAAGCCAUGGUGAAAGAAACGCUGCACAAGAAAAGUUCGAACCGCGAGCAGAUUAACUCAGACCAGCGGACCAGGAAACUACUUGAUAAAUACAUGGACGAUACAUCCACACUGAGGGACAUAUAUGAAGACAAGGAUGGUCUGCGAAAAGAGGAGGUGCAAGCGUUAUCAGGACCGAACGAGUUCCAAGAAUUCUAUGCCAGAUUGAAGGUCAUUAAGGACUUCCACAGGAAGCAUCCCAAUGAGAUUGCGAUUCCAAUGUCCUAUGACUACGAGCGGAUGGACGAGGAGCGCGCCAACCCAGGAGAAGACAACCAAACCCUGGUGGAGUUCACCGAUGAAGAGGGAUACGGCAAGUACCUGGACCUCCAUGAAUGCUACGAUAAAUACAUCAAUCUCAAGAGUAUUGAGAAAAUUGAUUAUCUGACGUACCUGGCUACGUUUGAUCAGCUCUUCAGCAUCCAGAAAGACCGGAAAAAUGCUGAAUACAGAAGGUAUCUGGAGCUUCUGCUGGACUAUCUGCAAGGCUAUACGCGCCGCCUCAAACCCUUGCUAGACAUCUCGGAGGAACUGGAGAAGAUCAAGUUGGACUUUGACGGGCAGUGGGAAGGGGCAACCUUCCCUGGAUGGGGGAAAGAAGCAACCAGUGCACUAGCGCAUGCUGGAGCACAUCUGGAUCUCUCCGCUUUCUCAUCGUCUGAGGAAUUGGCCUCCCUGGGUCUGGAUCGUCUCAAGUCUGCUCUGAUGGCUCUCGGCUUGAAGUGUGGCGGGACGUUGGAGGAGAGAGCACUUCGACUAUUCAGCACCAAGGGAGUACCCAUGGACCAGCUGGACGCCUCCCUGUUUGCCAAGAGCAAAUCGGGCAAAGCAGGCAAAAAGGAUAACAGCGGCAAGCAGAAGGACAUGGCGUUCCUGGAGGCACAGGUCUAUUUCUUUGCUGAACUGCUGGGGGAGCAACGGUUAGCCACGCGCGAGAACAUCCAGCGCAAACAGGCGCGCACGGACGCGGAGCGCGAAGAUGACGAAGAGGAGCAGUACAGUGACAGCGACAGCGACGACGAUGAUAAUGAGGUCAUCUAUAACCCCAAGAACCUCCCCCUCGGAUGGGACGGCAAGCCUAUCCCCUACUGGUUGUACAAGCUCCACGGUCUAAACAUCACUUACUCCUGUGAGAUCUGUGGCAAUCAGACCUACCGUGGGCCCAAGGCGUUCCAGAGACACUUCGCUGAGUGGCGUCAUGCCCACGGGAUGCGUUGCUUGGGUAUCCCAAACACCGCCCACUUUGCGAACGUGACGCUGAUCGAAGACGCUCUGUCACUGUGGGAGAAAUUGAAGGAAGCGAAAUCAUCAGAGAGAUGGCGUCCAGACACAGAGGAAGAAUUUGAAGACUCAACUGGUAACGUCGUCAACAAGAAAGUUUUUGAGGAUCUGAAAAGACAAGGGUUGCUGUAACAGCUAAAUUUCCAAUUUUUUAAAGAUUUAUUUCAUUCAGUAGUAAAAGUUUUGUUAGAUGUUUUUGUGUGAAAUAUUAUUACAUUAUUUGUAAACAUGAAAAGCAAGGGAAGCAACACGAUCUGCUCAGCUUUUGUCUAGGUUAAUGCUUAAAAUAAGAGGGAAGUUUGAAAAAGUAAAAAAAUAUCCGAUGAAUCGCUGUUCUAUUCUGAAGAUAAAUUGUACAAACCUUGCUUCACAAUCCCUUAAUCAGGUCGAGCCGGGAUUAUUUUUGCCAAAAAUUUUGAUUUUCAAAAAGUCAAAAUAUAAAAGCCACUUUCUGAUAUACAUGUACAGCCAAACGCCACAAAAACUGAUUCGCAAGAGUCAUUUCAACAGUAUUUGUACAAGAUUUCUUGCCGAAACCUCAUAUUUUUCAACACUCUGGGGUGUGCACACGGAGCGUAAAAUGUUGAACAAUGGGCCAGAGGCAAGUCACUAAAUUUGGUCCAAAAAUGGACUUUUCUACAAUGGACUCAGAAAACUUCUUGAUGCAAAAUAAAAAAGUUUUUAAAAUCCUUAUUAUCAGUGUGAGUAUAAAUAAAGGUUGGUUGAAAAAAAAA